Molecule: messenger RNA, 528 nt
Organism: Glarea lozoyensis ATCC 20868
Lineage: Eukaryota; Fungi; Ascomycota; Leotiomycetes; Helotiales; Helotiaceae
Exons: 2
Coding region: 1-528 (175 amino acids)
Source: RefSeq, a predicted model, not a curated record
AUGGCUCCUCUACCGGUAAACGACCACCCAAUCUCCACUCUCCUCAACAUCAUCAAAACUCAGUCCACCUCCGUCUCACCUACACCAACCACAUCAAGCACCACCACACCAACCGCGUCUCCCUCCCCAUCCAACCACAACAUCAACAACCUCCUCCCCCUCGCGCCCACCACCGAUGGACCCGUUGCCGUCCUUCCAAUCCCGCAUCCAACCGAUUACAUCCUCUACUUCCUACUCGGCUGCAUCCUCGGCAUCCUCUGCUUCCUCUUCACCUACCACUGCAUCAACAAGUACCAUGCGCUCCCAGCCCUACGACUCUGUCCACGCACCGCUGCUUCGGGCUAUUGGUGGCGGGAGAGAGGGGAUUUGGUUAUGAGGGAGGGGGCGAGAAGAAGACAGAAUAGUGGUGCGAGGGGUGGUGCUGGGGUGCUGCGACCGCUGGAAGGUGGUGGUAGGAGCAGGGGUUUUUCGCUGGCUGCUUGGUUUUGGGGGUGGGAGGAUAUGAGGAGGAGAAUUAGACGUGUCUGA